AUGGCAUUGGCGCUGUGGCGGUGGUUGACCUCGCAGUCGGAGGAGGACCGUGGACAUCUGGCUUCAGUGACUGGAGUACGUUUGGCAUCGGAGCUGUAUAACCGCGUCACUGGACAGGACCAGAUCGAAGCUUUCAAAAAAGAGUGCAUUGUGGGCAUCGCAGACUUCAUUAAACAGAAUCCUGGAGCCACAGAAGCACAGCUCAACUCAGAGCUGGAGAAGAGAGUCCUGGUGUUCGCUGCCCGAGUGCAGACGUUGUGA
This is a messenger RNA of Knipowitschia caucasica, 261 nucleotides long. The record is from the annotation of a GenBank genome assembly. NCBI's taxonomy places the organism in Eukaryota, Metazoa, Chordata, Actinopteri, Gobiiformes, Gobiidae.